Messenger RNA from Heterobasidion irregulare TC 32-1, 2484 nucleotides. RefSeq names its product kinase-like protein. The coding region runs from base 4 to 1734 and encodes 576 amino acids. Lineage: Eukaryota; Fungi; Basidiomycota; Agaricomycetes; Russulales; Bondarzewiaceae. The record is from RefSeq and is a predicted model, not a curated record. The transcript has 7 exons. Gene Ontology annotation, biological process: regulation of MAPK cascade; intracellular signal transduction; protein phosphorylation. Gene Ontology annotation, cellular component: cytoplasm. Gene Ontology annotation, molecular function: protein serine/threonine kinase activity; ATP binding.
GGGAUGCCUCCCAGCGUUCCGCCCACGCCAACCGUGGGACCCGACCGACCCAGCAUCGGCAAUCGAUCACGGAGUGGGACUGCGACCAAGGGGAAGAAGGGCAUGCUCGGUUUCAUGUCUGACUUCCUCAACUCUAGCAAGCGACCGGAGAUCAGCACUCCGUAUGAUCCCGUCCACCUUACUCAUGUUGGGUUCAAUUCGUCUACUGGAGAGUUCACAGGGCUUCCGAAGGAAUGGCAACAACUUCUACAGGACAGUGGAAUCUCUAAGCUGGAUCAGGAGAAGAACCCUCUGGCGGUGAUGGAGAUAGUCAAGUUCUAUCAGGAAGGCGGCGGCGAUGUUUGGGACAAGAUGGGGCAUGCUCCAGCGCCUAUUGGGGGAACGCCGCAGCAGCCAAAACCUAUUGAUGAGAGUUUGUACACAUCCCGGCCUGCUCCCCCACCUCCGAAAAAACCACAGCCUCCGCCCGUCACACACUCUGCAUCUGUUCCCGCACCGUCUCCUACUGCUUUCCGCCCAGCCCCGACACCACCGACACCGGCAUCCCCGAAUCUUGAUCGGUCGACCUCCCAGCGGACGACACCAAAGCCGCCACGCGGCGACUCCCUCGGACGUUCUAACACGACCAAGGACCGGCGGUCUCCCGGACCCGGGACGCCCCAUCACGCACACUCGCAGACGCAGGGUACCCCCGGGGCAAUCCCGAACUUCACACCUCCAGGUCCGACACCCGAUCGCGCUCGAGCGCCAGCGCAGCCGAGCCCUGCGGCGUCGAGCUUGGCAAAGGCGGCUGGCGUUGCGACACCAAGAAGGCGGGAGAAGAAGGAGAAGGACAAAGAUAAGGAGGCGGAUAUCGUGAAACGCCUGCAGCAGAUCUGUACGGAUGCGGACCCGACAAGGUUAUAUCGAAGUUUGGUGAAGAUCGGCCAGGGUGCGUCGGGCGGUGUGUUCACGGCAUAUCAGGUCGGCACGAACAUGUCCGUCGCGAUCAAGCAAAUGGAUCUCGACAAGCAGCCCAAGAAAGAUCUCAUUAUAAACGAGAUUCUCGUUAUGCGGGCCUCGCGCCACCCGAACAUCGUCAACUACAUCGAUUCGUUCCUCUACAAGAACGAACUGUGGGUUGUGAUGGAGUACAUGGAGGGCGGGUCGCUCACAGAUGUCGUCACGGCUAACUUGAUGACGGAGGGCCAGAUCGCAGCCGUGUCGAGGGAGACUGCACAGGGCCUGCAGCACCUGCACAAGCACGGUGUCAUUCAUCGUGACAUCAAGAGCGACAACGUGCUGCUGAGCAUGACGGGCGAUAUCAAAUUGACCGACUUUGGCUUCUGCGCGCAAAUAUCUGACCCCGCGCACGCGAAGCGGACCACUAUGGUCGGCACGCCGUACUGGAUGGCACCCGAAGUUGUCACCCGGAAGGAGUACGGGCCCAAGGUCGACAUUUGGAGUCUGGGUAUCAUGGCGAUUGAAAUGAUCGAGGGCGAGCCGCCAUAUCUGAACCAGAACCCGCUGAAGGCACUGUACUUGAUUGCGACGAACGGGACGCCCACAAUUGCGAACCCAGAGUCGCUGUCACCUGUGUUUCGGGAUUAUCUAGCGAAGACUCUGGAGGUGGACGCGGAGAAGCGGCCUGAUGCGGCACAGCUGCUGCAGCAUCCAUUCUUCGCUGGUGCAGAGCCCCUCCGGACGUUGGCACCGCUCAUCAAGGCGGCACGGGACAUCGCGAAGUCGAAGUGACUUUUUUAGCCGAUGUCCGCUGAUGAUGUCCCCUUCCCAUCCACCCUUCUAUCUAUCGUCUGUGUUCUAUUCUACAAUAUCGAACUCAUCAACUUGCCAGCAUCUAUCACCGGCGGCACGCCAUGCCCGUUCCAGUACUUCCAUCCCGUUCCCACCCGUUACGCCACUUGCCUUUCCCCCCUCGGUGAUGCAUCUUGGACAUUUCCCUAGUCAAUGCAACAUCUGUUGUCGCACACCCGUUGUUACCCGCUAUAAUCGCGGUCGCGACCCAGUUCCAGUCACCGGGCGCCGCUUGAGGAUCCAUAAUGGGAUACCCUCGAUACCCUCCCUUCAACGCUUGGUUCUGGCUGCGCUGUCGACGACACGUUCUCCCGGUCGCCGCUGACCCUUCAUUAGUCCGCCCGUCGUCCCGUUCGCUAACUUAGACACCUAGAAAACAAAACAACUUUCGAGGGCUGUUCUUACCGUACUCUUCGUCUUCCGCGCCGAGUUGGACGGCGUCGUUUCCCUCGACUCGUCUUGUUUCGCUCUCCUUAACCUGUAAGCUGUGAAGUUGUUUCGAUACAUCGGACGAUGAUAAGUGCAAGUGUGCUUCCGCAAUCUAUGUGGUAUUAAUGGACGGUGAAAUGGAAAAAGACAUUGUUGAUGGUGAGGUUGAAUAAAUACAAGCAUGUCUGUCAGAGAUACAUAUAGUGAAACGCUACUGAUACAGCUAGAUGGGUGGGUUCGUAAAAGAUUCAAGAGACAUGC